This is a messenger RNA of Rhinocladiella mackenziei CBS 650.93, 264 nucleotides long. RefSeq lists its product as uncharacterized. The transcript has a single exon. Gene Ontology annotation, molecular function: GTP binding; GTPase activity; GDP binding. The record is from RefSeq and is a predicted model, not a curated record. Gene Ontology annotation, cellular component: plasma membrane. Bases 1 to 264 code for a protein of 87 amino acids. Gene Ontology annotation, biological process: signal transduction. NCBI's taxonomy places the organism in Eukaryota, Fungi, Ascomycota, Eurotiomycetes, Chaetothyriales, Herpotrichiellaceae.
AUGGCAACGAAGCCGGAUGAUCUGGCAGCAAAGCCCGUAUGGGAUCCUGGGUUGACACCAGUGGUCUUGGUAGCACACAAGUCUGAUAAGGAUGAAGAGAGAGAGGUCUCCACCGCCGAAGGAUUUGCUCUUGCGAAAGAACUUGGAUGCAUGUUCGUUGAAAGCUCGGCCAAACAUUGCGUCAAUGUGGAAAAUGCCUUUUUUUUGAUUGGGUCCGCGAGCUUCGUCGACAACGAUUACAGAAGAUCCAGCCAUCGAGGCUAG